CUAAAAACAGCUGGUUCUGUUGAAGAGGUGUUUGGACCACAGUGAGUCUCACAGCUGACUGAAUGAAGAUGAACCUGCAGCUCGAUCAACAUCACUGACAGAUGAAUCGCUUUAAUUAGUUUCAUCUCUGAAAAUGAUCCUCUGUGUGUGUGUGUGUGUGUGUUUAAUGAGCUGUAACUGUACCUGCAGGGAAAUCUGUUAUUUGAAAUGAUCCAUCAGAACCAAUCUUCUCUGAUGUGUCGUGUUCAGUCCGUCUGUGUCGUCAGUGUGUUUUCAAUAAAUUGUAAUUAUUAUUAUUUAAGGUGAAAUCUGCAUUUUUGGGAUGAAAUGUCCCUUUAAUGUGACAUGUACACACACACACACUCACACACACACACACACUCCAUCAGCAGUCAGUGGGUGCAGAUGGAGGCAGGAGGUCUCACUCUGCUCCUAAAUCACUGAACAAAAAGAACCCAGAGGAGCUCAGAUCAAUGCUGUGUGUGUGUGUGUGUGUGUGUGUGUGUGUGUGUGUGUGUGUGUGUAUUUACAUUAUUCCCUGUGUGUACUCUGCACCAUCAAUCAAUAGGUUUGAUUGAUGGCUCUGUGCAGAGUCUGAGCUGUGUGUGUGUGUGUGUGUGUGUGUGUGUGUGUGUGUGUGUGUGUGUGUGUGUGUGUGUGUGUGUGUGUGUGUGUGCGGGGCCUCAGCAGUGGUUGGCUGUAGCUCGGGGUGGUUACCAAGUGUUUCAGUAUUUGUAGUUGAUGGACUGGUUCUGGUUCUGGUUCUGUUUUAUUGUGAGAAGUCAGUUUUGUGCUGGUCGACUCCAGAGUCUGAUAUUUAUCUUUUAAACUGAAGGUUCUGAACGGACUCAGGUUCGGCUAUGGUUCUGAACAAUAUGACCACAUGUGACUUCCUGUUCUCCUCUUCAGUUGGCGGGCCUGCGGGUCAGCACACAGCCCGGCUCGAUGAUGAAGAUGAAGAUUAUGAAGAUGAAUCCCGCUGACUGAAGGUAAACACUCUCCUGGGCUCGUGCGCGCGCGAGCCUGACUGUUAUAAACACACACACACACACACACACACACACACACACACACACACACACACACACACACACACACAGCAGCGAGCGUUCUGAGCCACUGUGCGUUAAGUGUCCGUGUGAUCCUCGGGGUUUCUCCUCCGACACGCCCCCAACCAGAGAGAGAGAGAGAGGCAGAGAGAGAGGAGAGAGAGGCAGAGAGAGAGAGAGAGAGAGAGAGAGAGAGAGAGAGAGAGAGAGAGAGACAGAGAGACAGAGAGAGAGAGAGAGAGAGAGAGAGAGAGAGAGACAGAGAGAGAGACAGAGAGAGAAAGAGAGAGAGAGGAGAGAGACAGAGAGGAGAGAGAGAGGAGUAACGCGUGUUUCCGUCUCUCAGCAGCACCUGUGACUGAACAUCGAGCCGCUUCCAGCCGAACAUCUUCAGCUCUCUGCGGUUCUCCUGCUGUGUGUGUCUGUGUGUGUGUUCUCUCUCUGCGGGGAAACACACUCGUCGCUGCGGGAGGCUCACUGCGGGAUCAGCACGGAGGACCGGGAGAGUCUGGCGGGGAGACCCGCAGCGGAGCACGCCUGAGGCGGCUCACAGUGAGCUCGGUGUUCGGGUCCGGGACGCAGGAUCACCGUGAUGCAUGCUGGACUUGUUGCUGCGGGAGGAGAGGCACGAGGCACGGGGAGAAAACAGUCCACACACCGAGCAGCGGCCGGGACCGGGACCGGGUGCGGGUUUUAACAGACCCGAUCUGAAGUUGUGGUGUGCCUGGAGGAGUGUGUGCUCGCGCUGGUCACACGUGGAUCUGUUUGGUUCAGUUUUACGCACAUUUCGCGCGUAAACCUUCUUCUUCUCCCGCUGACGCGCCACUCGUGUCCAUCUGUUGCCUCGCUCCGGAUGCUCUGCCGCUGGUCCGGCUUGUGAACCCUCCUAACGAGCCUCCGAACAGCUCCAGGAUCGAGCUCCGGGUCCAGAAUGGCAGCAGGAGUGGCGGCGUGGCUGCCGUUCGCCCGCGCGGCGGCCAUCGGCUGGAUGCCGGUGGCCGGCGCGCCCAUGCCGGUGCCCCCUCAGGAGAGGCAGCGCGGGCAGCAGGGGCUCAUCAUGCUCAACGUCAGCGGAGCAAAGUUCCAGACGUGGCGGGACACGCUGGAGCGGUACCCGGACACCCUGCUGGGCAGCACGGAGCGGGACUUCUUCUUCCACGAGGAGACCAACGAGUACUUCUUCGACCGCGACCCGGAUAUCUUCCGCCACAUCCUCAACUUCUACCGCACCGGGAAGCUGCACUACCCGCGGCAGGAGUGCAUCUCCGCGUACGACGAGGAGCUCGCAUUCUUCGGCAUCAUCCCGGAGAUCAUCGGGGACUGCUGCUAUGAGGACUACAAGGACCGGCGGCGGGAGAACCAGGAGCGGAUCCAGGACGACGAGGAGAUGGACCCGGCCAACGACCUGGUCUCUCCAGACCUGAGCUUCCGGGAGACGAUGUGGCGGGCCUUCGAGAACCCGCACACCUCCACCAUGGCACUGGUCUUCUACUACGUCACCGGCUUCUUCAUCGCGGUGUCGGUCAUGGCCAACGUGGUGGAGACGGUCCCGUGCGGCCUCGCGCCGAACCGCAUUAAGGAGAUGUCGUGCGGGGAUCGCUACGCGCUCGCGUUCUUCUGCCUGGACACCGCGUGCGUCAUGAUCUUCACGGUGGAGUACCUGCUGCGCCUGAUGGCCGCGCCGAGCCGCUACAAGUUCGUCAAGAGCGUCAUGAGCAUCAUCGACGUGGUGGCCAUCAUGCCCUACUACAUCGGCCUCGUCAUGACCGACAACGAGGACGUGAGCGGCGCCUUCGUCACGCUGCGGGUCUUCAGGGUCUUUCGGAUUUUCAAGUUCUCGCGGCACUCCGCGGGACUUCGCAUCCUGGGCUACACGCUGAAGAGCUGCGCGUCCGAGCUCGGCUUCCUGCUCUUCUCGCUCACCAUGGCCAUCAUCAUCUUCGCCACUGUCAUGUUCUACGCAGAGAAGGGAUCCAGCGCGAGCAAGUUCACCAGCAUCCCAGCAGCCUUCUGGUACACCAUCGUCACCAUGACAACGCUUGGGUAUGGAGACAUGGUCCCAAAGACCAUCAUGGGGAAGAUCUUCGGCUCCAUCUGCUCUCUGAGCGGCGUGCUGGUCAUCGCCCUGCCCGUCCCCGUCAUCGUGUCCAACUUCAGCCGGAUCUACCACCAGAGCCAGAGAGCCGAGAAGAGGCGAGCGCAGAAGGCGUCCAAGGAAGCUGGACAGGCGCUGGUGUGUAAGGCUAACCCCAACUUCGACGUGCACCAUCAUCACCUCCUGCACUGCCUGGAGAAGACCACGAACCACGAGUUUGUGGACGAGAAGACGUAUGAGGACAGCUUCAGGGACGUCCCUCUGGUGAAGCAGGUGUCUCACUCCUCCUCCAUCUCCUCGUCUUCCUCACCUCACGGCCUCACUUCCUGCUGCGGCCGCAGGAAGAGGAAGACCUUCACCGUCCCCAACUCCAACAUGUCUGUGGGUCUGAGGGGAAGCAUCCAGGAACUGAGCACCAUCCAGAUCAGAGAGCGACCGCUCACCAACAGUCGUUCCAGUCGAUCGAGUCUGAACGCCAAGUUUGAGGAGACGGUUCCUCUGAACUGUGAGGAGCGCUACACCACCGCCGCCGUCAUCAGCAUGCCCACGCCGCCAGGCACCACGACCGAUGGCAAUGAUUCAACCAGCUCCACCAACUACUCCCAGGCCAACAUCGUCCGGGUGUCUGCACUCUAGAUGCCCACAUCCCCCCCGGGGGGCAGUGGGGGGUCGGGGGUUGAUGGCCCCACACCACAACAGACUCAGACGGUGGGGGUUAGAUCACGAGUCCACGGGUGGAUGUGACCAGUUAGCUUGAAUAGCUUAAACCUCUGCUGGAGGGAAAGUCAUCAUGUUCACACUCAAACUCAGCUGAACCGCUUUGGAUCGCAACUCCGUCCUUCGUCUCAGAGGAAAGAUUUCUAUUCCAGCAGUCAAACAUCUGAGAAGAGAACACAGUCGCACUCUGAUGAAUGACUGAUCUCCAUCCGAGAUACAUUUUAAUCAUCACCAUUGCUAUUUUUAAAAUCUGUGUAUGUCUUUAAAUUUUAUGUCUUAAAAAGCUAAGAUUGAUUUCUUGAAUUUGGAAGCAGUUGAAAGGAAGCUGGACAUCAUGAGAAGCACACCGUUAACCAUCGGAUCAGAGAAUCUGUCUUCAGUGUAGCUUAGAACAAACAAUGGAACUGAGGUGAAACUGCUAGCCUAGCUUAAUCAACCUUCCAACAACUCUUGUGUCUUGUUAGCUAACGAGCUAGUUACCAAUCCAUUCAGGUGUCAGAUGUUGACACCUGAAAGCUAACGCGCUUCAUGGCUUUGUCUUAAACUGAACAACCUGACAUAAUCAGUCACUACUGUAAAGACUGAGCUCUGCUGCGCUGAUGUCAACAUAACGGGGCGCUGACAUGUUGAAGGAGUCAAGCUAACGUCUUCCAGAGCUAACUGCUCCUCAAAACAUCUCAUUUCUGUUUUGUGUCAAAUAAGAGAAAACUUGUGAAGUCAAUAGUUUAAAAGUUAUUUUCUUCUCCUAACGUUAGGUUUCUCUCAGCUAAGCUAGCAGGUUACCAAGCUGUCUUUUCUCUGCAUGUUAGCUCUGAUUCAGAACUUUAUAACACAGUCCUGGACCGCUUACUCCAGUCAAACUGAACUGGAUCAGACCACCAUACGAUUCAUUAACGACUUAGACUAGUGUUGAAAACAGGAGCUCACCGAGAGAAAUAAAAAACAAAAGCCACAAGUCAAAUAGCCUGGGAGCAACAUUUCAGUCCCUGAUUCAACACGUUCACACCUGAACAAACAACAUGGCUGCUCAAGUGCUCAGUGUACUUUGGUUCUGUUGAGGAGAACAUCACAGUUUGGGUUUAAAUCACUGCGUUGCUUCUUCAGUUCGUAUGUGACGUAACUUCACUAUGUCUGUUGUUGUGUCACGUGACUGGCGGCCUCUAGUUUAACUGAUCCCUCCACCUGGUCCUCCACCUGGUCCUCCACCCGGUCCUCCUCCCAAAGUGGACCUGAUGCUUUUUACUAUUUGACUUCCUCUUUUGCUGCUGCAUUAAUCACUGCAGCCACCAGAGGUCGCAACAAGAAAUAUAAAUGUGGGUCGCACAGUUGUAAUAUUUAGUAUGAGUAGUAUUUUCUCCACCCUUAAAGUCACUAAACAAAACGACGACCAUCUGGUGAGUUCAUCUUUUCAACACUCAUCCCAUAAUAAGUCUGAGCCAUCACAGACCCACAGAUCUGAGAGCAGCCCGGCUCACAUCCCGUCACAGUGUAAUUAUGCAAACAUCAAGAAAACAUCCUGACAGCUGUCAGUGGAAACACUGACAACCCUUCAGAAUGAUCCAUUUUCAGUUCCACAGAGUAAAAUAUUUGAUUUUUAGAAAUGGUGCCGGACUGCCGGCCUGGCUUCAUCCAGCUGAGACGUCAUGUCAGAACAGACAGAACAUCAACGUGAAGGUCGUCGAGAAUCAGUCUGAAGGCAGGAGGCGUCUUUAUUCUUACCUUUAUUAUUCUAUACCUUUAUUAUUAUUUACCGUUAUUAUUAUUUACCUUUAUUAUCCUGACGUUCACGUCACAGCAACAAAUCAAGGCAAAAAACUGAAUAAAAGCCAAAAUGUGAUUAAGAUUUUUAAUGAGAAUACAACUGAGCAGAAAACUUAAACCAAAUUAAAGGUCCCAUAUUAUACUGUUUUUCAUCAAUUUCACACAGCUGUCAGAGGUCCAACAAGUCUGUAUUUGAAAUGCAUUGCCCCAAACCCAUCUGUGGUCCUGAACUUCAGCUGUCUAAAAGUCGCUCUCCCUCUCAGGGAGAUGAUGCCUUUUACACUAGUGGUAGCAUGUGCUAAUGUCGAUGUAUCGCUAUGGCUCGUGGAGAUUUUUUCAUUCAACCGAACCAGUUUGACCCAGAAUGGGACCCAGAAGGAGAGGCUCCUGAAGAAGUACAGACUCUGUGGCUGCAGCAGGACGUUUCAACGUUUCAGAAAGGUUAGUGUGUCUGAAUAAUGUUAGUUUGUAUAUGUUGUUACAGUUACUACACUUACUUACACCUACACUUACACGUUACUGAAGCAGUCCGAUGUGAAGAGGUUAGCACACACACAAGCUAACACGAACCGCAGCCGGCACGUUGUUGUUAAAAAUGAAACACAACCACUGUCUCUUCUGUUAUUCUGUAGCUGGGACAGAAUAUAGGCACUGAUGUUGAUUUAUACUACAAAUAACAGAGUAAUUUGCAUGUCCAGCUUUGAGCGACGACAUUGUGAAACACUGUUGUCUCACCGCUGGACACACCAAACUUCACCUCGGAUAAUGACUCCUCAGAUAAUGACUCCUUUGGUUACGUAACGACAGGAGCAGAUUCUGAACAGCCUGUAGGAGCGCCCUGUUACCAGUGGGUGGGCUGCAGAGACCAUGCAGGAAUCACUUGUUUUCCUCAUUCUGGGAGUUGGCAGGCUCAGGGAGGACCAGCUUAUAUAUGUAGAGACCAGAGAAAAUGUGGUUUUCAUAAUAUGGGACCUUUAAUAAAUAAAUAAUUUAAGUUUUUUUAGUCUUUCGAUGUA
Molecule: messenger RNA, 6638 nt
Organism: Acanthopagrus latus (yellowfin seabream)
Lineage: Eukaryota; Metazoa; Chordata; Actinopteri; Spariformes; Sparidae
Product: potassium voltage-gated channel subfamily D member 2-like
Exons: 5
Coding region: 1981-3780 (599 amino acids)
Biological process (GO): protein homooligomerization; potassium ion transmembrane transport
Cellular component (GO): voltage-gated potassium channel complex; membrane
Molecular function (GO): protein binding; A-type (transient outward) potassium channel activity
Source: RefSeq, a predicted model, not a curated record